GUGCGUGGCGUGCGUGGAGCGCUGGCCUGGAAGAGCUGGACCUGUGAGGUGUGCGGUCGGGCGGUAGCCUGAGGUUUCGGCAGACAUGGCUCCCAACGUUCCAGCGGAAGAUUCGGCCCAAGAAUAUCCUAAAGGCAUCCGGGCCGUGCUGCUGGGGCCUCCCGGGGCUGGCAAGGGUACCCAGGCACCCAAAUUGGCCGAAAACUUCUGUGUUUGCCAUUUGGCUACUGGGGACAUGCUGAGAGCCAUGGUGGCUUCUGGUUCAGAGCUGGGAAAAAAGCUGAAAGCAACCAUGGAUGCUGGGAAACUGGUGAGCGAUGAAAUGGUGGUGGAACUCAUUGAGAAGAAUUUGGAGACCCCUUUAUGCAAGAAUGGUUUUCUUUUAGAUGGCUUCCCUCGGACUGUGAGGCAGGCAGAAAUGCUCGACGACCUCAUGGUGAAGAGGAAAGAGAAGCUUGAUUCUGUGAUUGAAUUCAGUAUCCCAGACUCACUGCUCAUCCGGAGAAUCACAGGAAGGUUGAUUCACCCCAUGAGUGGCCGUUCCUACCACGAGGAGUUCAACCCCCCAAAGGAGCCCAUGAAAGAUGAUAUCACUGGAGAACCUCUGAUCCGCCGAUCAGAUGAUAAUGAGAAGGCCCUGAAAAUCCGCUUGGAAGCCUACCAUACUCAGACCACCCCACUGGUGGACUACUACCGGAAACGCGGCAUCCACUGUGCCAUCGAUGCGUCCCAGACCCCUGAUGUCGUGUUUGCAAGCAUCCUAGCAGCCUUCUCCAAAGUCACAUGUAAAGACUUGGUUAUGUUUAUCUAAUGUUGGGUCCAAAAUGAAUUCCUUUCUUUUUCCUUUCCCUGUUGAGGAGGAGCAGGAUUGGAAGGACAGACAGAGGGAAGUUUACUCAGACCAGCAAGAUUAUCAUCUGAUGUACUGAUUAAAGAAGCAUUUUGCUUGAUGUAU
Molecule: messenger RNA, 955 nt
Organism: Chrysochloris asiatica (Cape golden mole)
Lineage: Eukaryota; Metazoa; Chordata; Mammalia; Afrosoricida; Chrysochloridae
Gene: AK2
Product: adenylate kinase 2
Exons: 6
Coding region: 86-811 (241 amino acids)
Biological process (GO): ADP biosynthetic process
Cellular component (GO): mitochondrion; cytoplasm
Molecular function (GO): ATP binding; AMP kinase activity
Source: RefSeq, a predicted model, not a curated record